Molecule: messenger RNA, 423 nt
Organism: Puccinia graminis f. sp. tritici CRL 75-36-700-3
Lineage: Eukaryota; Fungi; Basidiomycota; Pucciniomycetes; Pucciniales; Pucciniaceae
Exons: 1
Coding region: 1-423 (140 amino acids)
Source: RefSeq, a predicted model, not a curated record
AUGGCGGAAUCAUCUCAUCACUCCGCUUUGAAAACCGUCACCGAUCCUCUUGAUGAUUCCAACUUCGCCACUUGGAGAUUCAAAAUACUCGCCGCUCUUGGCUAUCAAAUGCUAGACGAUUAUGUUCUUGAGGACGACCACAAAGAACUCAAGAAGGACCCUAAGUACAAGGAGAAGAAGAAACUAGCGACUACCUUCAUUCGAAUGCACCUGAAUGAAGAGAAUGCCAAUCGUUUCGUAGGACAUAACUAUAAGACCUACGAACCCAAAGAGCUUUGGGACGCCGUUCACAACCAUUUCGCGGACCAAUCCAUUGAAAACACCGCCAAUGUUUGGGACAAAUUGUACGACAUUCGGUUUGGAGAAGACAACAUGAAGGAGGCUGUCAACACUUUCCAGCACCACGUUUCAGUUACUCAUUGA